Messenger RNA from Sus scrofa (pig), 2413 nucleotides. It is a transcript of the gene MGAT4B, whose product is annotated as alpha-1,3-mannosyl-glycoprotein 4-beta-N-acetylglucosaminyltransferase B. Gene Ontology annotation, molecular function: acetylglucosaminyltransferase activity. Gene Ontology annotation, biological process: protein N-linked glycosylation. The record is from RefSeq and is a predicted model, not a curated record. Gene Ontology annotation, cellular component: endoplasmic reticulum; Golgi stack; endoplasmic reticulum-Golgi intermediate compartment. NCBI's taxonomy places the organism in Eukaryota, Metazoa, Chordata, Mammalia, Artiodactyla, Suidae.
GCCACUCGGCGGCGGCCCCGGAUCCAGGCCGGGCCGCGGCUCUUGCCGCGCAGCUUAGCCCAUCCCGGCCCAGGCGCCAAGCCGAGGCCGUCUGCUCCCCGCACCCGGGAGUAGCGGUUACUUCCGCGACCGGUCAGGUGUCCACCCCGGCAGGCCCGCCUGCAUCCCCGCCCGGCCCCGGGCUCCCAGCCCGUCCCCGCCCCGGGGCCGGGGCCCCCGCAGCCUCCUGGUCCCCGCGCCCCGGCCCCGGUCCCCCGGGCCAUGCGGCCUCGGCCCCGCCGGCGCCCACCGCGCACCCGAGGAGAUGAGGCUCCGCAAUGGCACCUUCCUGACGCUGCUGCUCUUCUGCCUGUGCGCCUUCCUCUCCCUCUCCUGGUACGCGGCGCUCAGCGGCCAGAAAGGCGAUGUGGUGGACGUGUACCAGCGGGAGUUCCUGGCGCUGCGGGACCGGUUGCGUGCAGCUGAGCAGGAGAGCCUCAAACGCUCCAAAGAGCUCAACCUGGUGCUGGACGAGAUCAAGAGGGCCGUGUCGGAGAGGCAGGCGCUGCGAGACGGAGACAGCAAUCGCACCUGGGGCCGCCUAACAGAGGAUCCACGCCUGAAGCCGUGGAACGCCUCGCAGAAGCACGUGCUGCACCUCCCCACUGUCUUUCACCACCUGCCGCACCUGCUGGCCAAGGAAAGCAGCCUGCAGCCGGCCGUGCGCGUGGGCCAGGGCCGCACCGGAGUGUCGGUGGUGAUGGGCAUCCCCAGUGUGCGGCGCGAGGUGCACUCGUACCUGACAGACACGUUGCACUCGCUCAUCUCGGAGCUGAGCCCGCAGGAGAAGGAAGACUCGGUCAUCGUGGUGCUGAUCGCUGAGACUGACCCACAGUAUACCUCACUGGUGACGGAGAAUAUCAAGGCCUUGUUCCCUACAGAGAUCCAUUCCGGGCUCCUGGAGGUCAUCUCCCCUUCUCCCCACUUCUACCCUGACUUCUCCCGCCUCCGAGAGUCCUUUGGGGACCCCAAGGAGAGAGUCAGGUGGAGGACCAAACAGAACCUUGAUUACUGCUUCCUCAUGAUGUAUGCACAGUCCAAAGGCAUCUACUACGUGCAGCUGGAGGAUGACAUCGUAGCCAAGCCCAACUACCUGAGCACCAUGAAGAACUUCGCCCUCCAACAGCCCUCAGAGGAUUGGAUGAUCCUGGAGUUCUCCCAGCUGGGUUUCAUUGGGAAGAUGUUCAAGUCCCUAGACCUAAGCCUCAUUGUGGAGUUCAUCCUCAUGUUCUACCGGGACAAACCCAUCGACUGGCUCCUAGACCAUAUUCUGUGGGUGAAAGUCUGCAACCCUGAGAAGGAUGCGAAGCACUGUGACCGGCAGAAGGCCAACCUGCGGAUCCGCUUCAAGCCAUCCCUCUUCCAGCAUGUGGGCACUCACUCCUCGCUGGCGGGCAAGAUCCAGAAACUGAAGGACAAGGACUUUGGGAAGCAUGCACUACGGAAGGAGCACGUGAACCCACCCGCUGAAGUGAGCACGAGCCUCAAGACAUACCAGCACUUCACCCUGGAGAAGGCCUACCUACGCGAGGAUUUCUUCUGGGCCUUCACGCCAGCUGCGGGGGACUUCAUCCGCUUCCGCUUCUUCCAGCCACUGCGACUGGAGCGGUUCUUCUUCCGCAGUGGGAACAUUGAGCACCCAGAGGACAAGCUCUUCAACACGUCUGUGGAGGUGCUGCCUUUUGAUAACCCGCAGUCAGACAAGGAGGCCCUGCAAGAGGGCCGCUCAGCCACUCUCCGGUACCCUCGGAGCCCUGAUGGCUACCUCCAGAUCGGCACCUUCUACAAAGGUGUGGCACAGGGAGAAGUGGAUCCUGCCUUUGGCCCACUGGAAGCACUGCGCCUCUCCAUCCAGACAGACUCGCCCGUGUGGGUCAUUCUGAGUGAGAUCUUCCUGAAAAAGGCCGACUAAGCCGAGGGCUUCUGAGGGUGGACUUCCGCUGGCCCUGGAGCCCGUGAGACCUAGGAUGUCGUCGCUGCAGCCCCUGGAGGGCCAGGCGCCGCCACCCCAGCCUGAGGGGCUCUGCCUGGCGCCCCGCUCUGCCAGCCUGGGGUGGCCGCUGGCCCGGAGGCCCCAGGAGCUGGUGCUGCCCUGCCCGCCAGGCCGCGGGAAGAGGCAGGCGGCCCCCACACUGUGCCUGAGGCCGGCCCGCGCCGCCCAGAACCCUCGCUCCCUGGCCCGCUUGAGCCAGGCCAUUUUAGAAGAGCUUUUUCCUGGGCGCCCGCUGUCUCCGGCGCGAACACUGGAAUGCAUAAUACUACUUUAUGUGCUGUGUUUUUUAUUCUUGGAUACAUUUGAUUUUUUCACCUUAAGUCCACAUAUACUUCUAUAAGAGCGUUACUUGUAAUAAAGGGUUAAUGAAGUGUGUGCCUC